Molecule: messenger RNA, 2224 nt
Organism: Astyanax mexicanus (Mexican tetra)
Lineage: Eukaryota; Metazoa; Chordata; Actinopteri; Characiformes; Acestrorhamphidae
Exons: 3
Coding region: 234-1700 (488 amino acids)
Source: RefSeq, a predicted model, not a curated record
AAAGCAUUUUAAAAUGUUUAUCAACCCUUUCAUUGUUGCUCUAUUUAGUAAUAGGCGUUAUGUCGAAUGUCACGUGACUAAACCGGAAAACAGGACUCUUCACUUCCACUUUUCACAGAAGCCGGUAGCAGCAGUGAGAGCUAAUAGCAACACGGACUCUACGGUAACCUAUUUAGCGUGUUUAUAAACUGGUAGUGUUUUAUUCGCCUAAAUUAACUAAUGAUAGUGAGAAGAUGGCUUUGUCAAGAUCCGUAAAGUACCAGAUACGGGAUAAUCCCAACAGUGAUUUUUGCUGUGUACCUCAGUGCGCGAUGUCAGGAAAGUUAAACUCCUGCGUAAGUUUCCACCACUUUCCAAAGGAUGAAACCUUACGAAAGGUAUGGAUACGGAAUGUAAGACGUGAGAAUCUGGUGAUUAAGAGGACUACGACAGUCUGUAGUAGACAUUUCAUUGACACAGAUGUCAUUCCGGGUGGGAGAAGACGCUUAAAAGAGGGCGCAGUGCCCGUGUUGUUUGCCUGGAAUAACUACUCUCUGUUGCCAGCCAGGCCCAGUGUUUGGGAGAGAACACAGCGACCAGAGGAUGAAUUACCUGAAGAGAUGGAUGUUGAACUGUUGCUUCAGUGCCACGACUAUGACGGAAAACCAGAACCAUCAGCUUUGGAUAUGGCUUGUGAGAAAAUUGAGGCCCAGCAGCUUGUGAUAGAAGAGCUCCGAAAGAGGCUGAACGAGGUUACACUGAAGCAGUCGUUUGGUUUAGAGAGGUUUUCAGCAUCAGACGAUGAUAUCAGAUUCUAUACCAGGUUUGCCAGCUACCAGCAUUUCCAAGCAUUUUGGAGACAGAUUGAACCUGCAACAAGAAGAAUUGUGCGUGUUGGUACACGGGCACCUACUCUCACCACUACAGCUCCAGACAAGGCUGCUGAUCCACCUCGACGACCAAACCGAUGCCUUCCAUUAAUAGAUGAACUGUUCCUGUUCUUGGUGUACCUGUCACUGGGUCUGAAGGAGAAAGAUCUGGGUGAUCGUUUCAACAUACAUCAGUCCACUGUCAGCAGAAUAAUCAAGACUUGGGUAAAUUUUUUGUACACCUUAUUGGGUGCCAUUGGAGUAUGGAUGUCUCCUGAAGCAAUUAGAGCUACAAUGCCAAGCGUGUUUGGAAAGUACUCUGACACACAAGUCAUAAUUGAUUGUACAGAGAUGAGAUGUCAAACACCUUCAUCUUUACUCUUACAGAGUGAGCUGUUUUCACAGUACAAAUCCCACACUACCCUGAAAGGAAUGAUUGGUGUGUCACCCCAUGGCGCUGUAACAUUUGUUUCCUCAUUGUUCUCUGGGUCUGUCAGUGAUAAAGAACUGUUCAGACAAUCUGGCAUUAUCCCUCUUUUGGAUAAGGAUAUGGCUGUAAUGGUGGACAAGGGAUUCAGAGUAGAUGAACUAGUGCCCUGUAAAGUUUAUAGACCCCCUUUUCUAAGCAAAAAGUCACAGCUAUCUCAUGAAGAAGUGCUUGUGACUCAGGACAUUGCACGGCUAAGAAUUCAUGUGGAGAGGGCAAUUAGGAGAAUCAAGGAGAACAAACUGUUUGAUACUAUUAUCCCUCUGACCAUUGCAGGCAGUAUCAACCAGCUUUUUGCUGUCGCCUGCCUUCUAACAAAUUACCAAAACAAGCCACUGGUCAAGGCUUGGGCCAAAGAAUCUUAAGUGUUACACUUACUAACCCAUAUUUUAAUUUUGACAAAUUAAGUUACAUUACCAUUACAUUUUUCAUUUCUGUUCCCCGUCUAGAUCAUCACUGUCUUGUAUGUGUCUUUUUCCCUAUGUGAAUCUAGCAUUUGUUUCAUGAUUUAACUGACCAUUAGAAAUGCUCCAAAAUUACCUUUCAGGUUGACUUCCAUUGAAGUUAAGAUGUUUUUAAGAUGUAAAUAUGCUAUCCUGAAACUAGGCUUGGUUUUGUGUGAUAAUGUUGUUGUGAUCAAAUUUAUUCAGCUCCCACUGCAAAUACGUUUACCAUUCACUGACAGGUUAGACACAAAUGAUGCAUCCAAAUUUAACAGCUAAUGCAGCAAAUUACAGUGGGGGUUGAAUAAAUGUAUUGCACCUAUAACUGCUCCCCCUCUCUUGUGUAUAGAAAACAUUGUUUAUGUACAUGUAUAUAUAAUGGUGCAUGGACAAAAAAAAACAUGCAUACAGUAACGUAUACAAAAUAUGUAUUUUUUUUUGUACAG